AUGAGGCUUUCUCUUCAUUUCAUAUCGACGGGCUUGCUAUGCCUCUGCGCUCGGGCCGCUUCUGUUCCAUCCAAUGUCUCCACUUCGAGUACUUCCACAUCCUACCCUCGUAUCUUCGUUGUCACAGAUAUUUCCAAUGAACCGGAUGAUCAAAUGUCUUUGGUUCGGCUGUUACUCCAUUCGGAUAUUCUGUCAAUCCAAGGCAUCUCGACGACAACUUCUUACUGGCUCAACGACACUACAUAUCCUGAGCAUAUCUUGGACGUUGUCAACGCAUACGAGAAUGUGACCUCGAAUCUCAAUACUCAUAGUGAGAGUAGGUUUCCAAGUGCCAGCAGUAUCCGUUCGGUAGUCAAAGCCGGACAUUCCGUCUACGGUCUUGCCGCCUUGGACAACGCUACGCUCUCAACUGGUGCAGAGCUACUGAUCUCGGCUACUGCCAACUCGAACGAGACACUGCAUGUCCUACUGUGGGGCGGUGCAAAUGUCCUUGCGGAGGCUCUGAACUACGUCAAUCGUACGAGUUCGCAAGAAAAUACUAAUAUCUUUGUCGGUCGACUUCAUGUAUACUCUAUUUCUGAUCAGGAUGAUGCUGGUCCAUGGAUUCGCAAGAACUUUCCUCAGAUCCCAUACAUUGCUUCUAUACAUGGGUUCAACAUGUACAACAAUGCUGCAUGGACGGGCAUAAGUGGCGAUCUCUUGUAUGCUUUCGAUGCCGGCGGUCCUGAUUCGACUCUUGUCGACGAUACCUACAUCCGUAACAACUUCCAGCUUGGUCCACUAGGAGCAAAGUAUCCCGACAGAGCCUACAUCAUGGAAGGCGAUAGCCCGUCGUUACUCUCAGUCAUUCCGAAUGGUCUCAACGAACCUUCUCGUCCCGAAUAUGGUGGCUGGGGUGGCAGAUACAUUCUAUCUGACAUAUCUGGUACUUCGAAGCAUUACGCGGACACGAUUGACAGAGUAGUGGGAAUCAGCGGAAAUACUUUGGUCUCGAACAAGGCUACCAUUUGGAGGUGGCGUAGUGCGUACCAGAAUGAGAUGAGUGCUCGUGUGCAGUGGUCUCUUUCAUCCAACUACAGCUCUGCCACACAUCCACCUAAAAUCAGUCUCAACGAAACUACAGGCACCAACCCGUAUUCGUUGAUCGUUCAGCCAGAACAAAGCGUUGUCUUGGAUGCUUCGGCCACCAUUGAUCCGGAUAGUAACUCGAGCUCCACGCUAACGUUCGACUGGAUGCACUACAAGGACGUCACGGCCAGCAAUCAAUACAACGCAAACGCACAGAUCCCCCAGCUCAACUUUACAUGCUUGAAUCAGGCUUGCUCGACCAUUCAGACCAUGAUGCCAAGUGACGCGCUUGCUUGUCCGCAGACUGGCUGUCAGACUUACCAUGUUAUUCUGUCGGUCAAAGGACAAAGUGCAACUCCAAUCACGAGAUAUAGGAGGAUCAUUUUCGAGAUGCAAGGAAAGUCAGCCUGA
Aureobasidium subglaciale EXF-2481 is the source of this 1479-nucleotide messenger RNA. RefSeq lists its product as uncharacterized. Gene Ontology annotation, molecular function: hydrolase activity, hydrolyzing N-glycosyl compounds. The transcript is spliced from 2 exons. The record is from RefSeq and is a predicted model, not a curated record. Lineage: Eukaryota; Fungi; Ascomycota; Dothideomycetes; Dothideales; Saccotheciaceae. The coding region runs from base 1 to 1479 and encodes 492 amino acids.